UCGGAAGAUUGAAACGAUAACAUAUUUUUACAAAAUGGACACAUUCAAAAGAUUUGUUGUGAUAUUGGUGACGCUAUUUUGUUUAGCUCAGACAAUCUGUGGACACUUCGGGCCCGGUGGUUUUGGCGGCUUUGGUGGAUGGGGUGGUGGUUUUGGGGGGUUCUACAGACCCCCACCGCCUCCCCUAUUCUUCCCACCACCACCACCCCCGUUUUACCCGCCACCUCCGUAUAUCUUCUAUGGGUGAUGCGUUAAUUAAUGUAAUUGACAGAGUUUUAAGUGGUAUCAAGUUACUUGUAGUUAUUUUUAAGGUGUGUUUUAGUGACUCUAUUGUACAGUAUUCUCAAUAUUUCAAACUAUCAAUAUUGAAACUUAGUUCUUUUUAAGGUUUGUUUACUAAAUGGCUACUUAUUGUAAAGUUUUCUCAGUAUUUCAAAUUUUCUUAAUUAUUUUAAACUUUGAGUGAUUUAUGAAGUUCUAAAUUCAAUGGAGUUUGACGUUUUGAUGUAGGUUGAUGUUUGUAAUUUUCAAGUUAUUAAACUUGUAAGUUAAUA
This is a messenger RNA of Ostrinia furnacalis (Asian corn borer), 554 nucleotides long. Its product is annotated as 5'-3' exoribonuclease 2-like. Lineage: Eukaryota; Metazoa; Arthropoda; Insecta; Lepidoptera; Crambidae. The record is from RefSeq and is a predicted model, not a curated record. The transcript has 2 exons. Bases 35 to 247 code for a protein of 70 amino acids.